UUUUUCCUUCCCGAAGUUUUUCUCUCCUGAACUUUGUGUCUGACGCUGAUCGUCUCCGUGUGAAGCUCUGUGUUAAGGUGAAGGUAGAAAGUGUGUGUGAGCUGAUGUGAAUUGAGCAGCAUGGAUCAGUGUGAGGACAGAGAGGAGGGAGUCCCUCCCUCUAAAAGCACUCUGUGUGGAGAACAUGAGAGCCAGAUCAAAGCUCAGAGGAACCAGCCUGGACCUCCACCCAGCUCUGUGUCCUUACAGAGUGACACAUCUAAAGAUGCCAUCAUUGAUUUUAAAGUCCAGCCUGUGUCUGCUGCAGAGAGAGGUCAGAGGUCACAGUCUGCAGGGUCCAGCUGUUCGUCUGUGAGGAGUGACCGGUCCAAUGAUCACCCUCCAUUCUUCAGUGCUGAACCUGGACCAACGAGAGUGGAGGUUCCCAGUGGUCAGUCUGCCCAGCAGCAUCAAACACAGCUGGACUCCAUAUUUAUGCUGCUGGAGGACAACAUCAUUACUUUUGUGAAGAACGAGCUGAAGAAGAUCCAGAAGGCUCUGAAUCCAAAUAAGCCCCAGUGCUUGGAGUUUCAGAGGGAGGAUGAUGAGCAGAGGAAACACAGCAGAGAGGCAUUUGUGAAGAUCACAGUGGACUUCCUGAGGAGAAUGAAGCAGGAGGAGCUGGCUGACCGUCUGCAGAGCCAACUUGAAGCUGCAGUUUGUCAUCGUAAACUAAAGUCUGCUCUGAAGAAGAAGUUCCAGUGUGUGUUUGAGGGGAUCGCUAAAGCAGGAAACCCAACCCUUCUAAAUCAGAUCUACACAGAGCUCUACAUCAUAGAGGGAGGGACUGCAGAGGUCAAUGAUGAACAUGAGGUCAGACAGAUUGAAACAGCAUCCAGGAAACCAAACAGACCAGAAACAACAAUCAGACAAGAAGACAUCUUUAAAGCCUCACCUGGAAGAGAUGAACCAAUCAGAACAGUGCUGACAAAGGGAGUGGCUGGCAUUGGGAAAACAGUCUUUACACAGAAAUACACCCUGGACUGGGCUGAAGACAAAACUAACCAGGACAUCCAGUUCAUAUUUCCAAUUACUUUCAGAGAGCUGAAUGUGAUGAAAGAGGAAAAGUUCAGCUUGGUGGAACUUGUUCAUCACUUCUUUACUGAAACCAAAGAAGCAGGAAUCUGCAGCUUUGAAGACUUCCAGGUUGUGUUCAUCUUUGAUGGUCUGGAUGAGUGUCGACUUCCUCUGAACUUCCACAAAACUACAAUCCUAACUGACCCUAGAAAGUCCACCUCAGUGGAUGCGCUGCUGAUAAACCUCAUCAGAGGGAAACUGCUGCCCUCUGCUAACCUCUGGAUAACCACACGACCAGCAGCAGCCAAUCAGGUCCCUCCCGACUGUGUUGGCAUGGUGACGGAGGUCAGAGGGUUCACUGACCCACAGAAGGAGGAGUACUUCAGGAAGAGAUUCAGAGAUGAGGAGCAGGCCAGCAGGAUCAUCUCCCACAUAAAGACAUCACGAAGCCUCCACAUCAUGUGUCACAUCCCAGUCUUCUGCUGGAUCGCUGCUACAGUUCUGGAGGAUGUGCUGGAAACCAGAGAGGGAGGACAGCUGCCCAAGACCCUGACUGAGAUGUACAUCCACUUCAUUGUGGUUCAGGCCAAAGUGAAGAAGGUCAAGUAUGAUGGAGGAGCUGAGACAGAUCCACACUGGAGUCCAGAGAGCAGGAAGAUGAUUGAGUCUCUGGGAAAACUGGCUUUUGAUCAGCUGCAGAAAGGAAACCUGAUCUUCUAUGAAUCAGACUUGACAGAGUGUGGCAUCGAUAUCAGAGCAGCCUCAGUGUACUCAGGAGUGUUCACACAGAUCUUUAAAGAGGAGAGAGGACUGUACCAGGACAAGGUGUUCUGCUUCAUCCAUCUGAGUGUUCAGGAGUUUCUGGCUGCUCUUCAUGUCCAUCUGACCUUCAUCAACUCUGGAAAAAAUCUGCUCACACAGAAACAAACAACGUCCAUAUGGUCUAUAUUGUUUCGAAAACAAGAACCAGAAAAAGAAGUAAAAUCUGUAGAGAAACACUUCUACCAGAGUGCUGUGGACAAAGCCUUACAGAGUCCAAAUGGACACCUGGACUUGUUCCUCCGCUUCCUCCUGGGUCUUUCACUGCAGACCAAUCACAGUCUCCUACGAGGUCUGCUGACGGAGACAGGAAGUAGCUCACAGAUCAAUCAGGAAACAGUUCAGUACAUUAAGAAAAAGCUCAGUGAGAAUCUGUCUGCAGAGAAAAGCAUCAAUCUGCUCCACUGUCUGAUUGAACUGAAUGAUCGUUCUCUAGUGGAGGAGAUCCAACAAUACAGGACUUCAGGAAGUCUCUCCACAGGUAAACUGUCUCCUGCUCAGUGCUCAGCUCUGACCUUCAUCUUACUGUCAUCAGAAGAAGAUCUGGAUGAGUUUGACUUCCAGAAAUACUCUGCUUCUGAGGAGGCUCUUCUGAGAAUGCUGCCAGUGGUCAAAGCCUCCAACAAAGCUCUGUGA
Molecule: messenger RNA, 2511 nt
Organism: Pelmatolapia mariae (spotted tilapia)
Lineage: Eukaryota; Metazoa; Chordata; Actinopteri; Cichliformes; Cichlidae
Product: protein NLRC3-like
Exons: 7
Coding region: 121-2511 (796 amino acids)
Biological process (GO): intracellular signal transduction
Source: RefSeq, a predicted model, not a curated record